Gopherus evgoodei (Goodes thornscrub tortoise) is the source of this 2562-nucleotide messenger RNA. RefSeq names its product melanotransferrin-like. The record is from RefSeq and is a predicted model, not a curated record. Gene Ontology annotation, biological process: iron ion transport. The transcript has 17 exons. Gene Ontology annotation, cellular component: plasma membrane; early endosome; recycling endosome. NCBI's taxonomy places the organism in Eukaryota, Metazoa, Chordata, Testudines, Testudinidae. Bases 22 to 2274 code for a protein of 750 amino acids.
UACUGCUGCAUUGUUGUCAUCAUGAAGGCAGCCACAGCCACCAUACUUGUCCUAGCUACCUGCACCCUGCUCUCUUCAGGGAAGAAGUUCAGAUGGUGCACCCUGUCUGACCUGGAGCAGAGGAAGUGUGCUGAGUUAUCUAAAACACUCCUGGCUGUCCUACCUCUGGCUACAAUAAACUCCUUUGCUAGGGUUUCCUGCAUCAGAGCUCAAAAUACUCAUGACUGUAUCGACAAGAUCAGGGUGAAUAAAGCAGAUGCUGUCUCCUUGGAUGCUGGAGAUGUUUAUUCUGCUGUGAAGCUGUACGGUCUAACUGUGGUGGCAAAGGAGAUCUAUGAGGAAGGAAACUGUGUGUUUGCUGUGGCCAUUGCCAGACGAGGAACUUUGAACAUCCAGAGGUUAAGGGGGGUGCGUAGCUGCCACAAUGGAGCCAGGUGGACAUCAGGUUGGAACAUCCCACUGGGCUUCCUCCUGGCUAGGAAUGAGCUCCUCUGGGAUGAGGAUCAGCCUCUGAGCCAAGUGAUCAGUCAGUAUUUCAAUGCCAGCUGCAUCCCAGGUGUUGGCGUCACUUCCCCUCAGCUCUGUGCUCUCUGUCAAGGACCGAAAUCCUACGUUAGGAACAAGAACCACUUCUGUGACACCAGCAGCAGUGAGCCCUUCUACGACUCUGACGGAGCCUUCAGGUGCUUGAAGAAUGGAGUAGCAGAUGUUGCUUUCCUAGAUCACUUAACAAUAAUGAAUUGCACAGAUUCAGACCAAGAGGAAUAUGAGCUCUUGUGUCCUGAUGGAUCCACAGCGAAGCUGAGUGCCUAUGGCACUUGUAACCUGGGUCGUGGGCCUGGGCGUGCCAUCAUCACCCGCCACAACUUCCAGAAGAUCACCAAGAAAUUCCUUACCCUGAUCCAGCAUCUCUUUGGGCAGAAUGGAAAAGAAAGGGCCAAGUUUGAGCUCUUCACUUCAGUGCCAUUCAAGGGGAAGAACCUGCUGUUCCGCGAUGCCACUCAGCACCUGCAGCUGCUCAAGGACAAAGUAGAGAUCUCCCACAUCCUUGGCCUGGACUACGUAGCCCUCUUGAAGGGACUAGGCCAUGAAGGGAGCUCACUGGACAACAGUGUGGUACGCUGGUGCUGCACCAGCAAUGCUGAGCUCCACAAGUGUGAAGAGUGGGCCCUGAACAUCAAAUCUGACCCCCUGGUCUGUGUCCAAGCCACUUCAAUGACCAACUGCAUUGAGUUGAUCAAGAGUAAUGAGGCCGAUGCAGCCACGCUGGAUGCCACGCAUGCGUACAUUGCAGGGAUAUGUGGGCUGGUCUCAGUAGCUGCAGAAUGCUAUGGAGAGGGGUGUGUCCCAGCUGCUGGGAGAACAAAGACGCUGACCCACCUUGCAGAUAAAGCACUGCCACCUGUCUAUGCUGUAGCCCUGGCAAAGAAGAAUGCCAGGCAUGUAAAUAUCCAUAAUCUGAGGGGACGGCGUUCCUGCCACAGUCACCUGUACAGUCCUGGGGGGUGGCUGCUCCUCUCCACGUACACAGUGGGGGCUCUGGAGAACAACACUGUGAACUGUGAUAUCGCCUCUGCUUACCAGAGUUACUUUUGGAAGGGUUGUAUGCCAGGAGCAGACAGGAACCUAUGCAAAGUCUGUAUUGGAGAUGGUGAGAUGGAAGGGGCGAAAGUGUCCAGCAGGUGUGCUGCGAACCAUAACGAACGCUACUAUGGAAACAUGGGUGCGCUCAGGUGUCUAGUCGGCAGUCCCAGUGGAAGGAGCUUUGGGGACGUGGCUUUCCUGGAACAUCAUAACCUGCUCAAGAAUAUUGAGAGUGAGAGUCAUCCUUUCAGAAUUUCAGCUGCUCUGCAAAGCUCAGGUUGGGCUAUGGGUUAUACCUUAAAUGACUUUGAGAUAUUGUGUCUGGAUGGAAGGCGUGUUGCAGUCACAGACUGGGCAGACUGUAACCUCGGUCCUGUUCCUCCUAACAUAGUUAUGACUCGACCAGUGACUACCACCAAGAUCUAUGGCUUCCUGAUGAAAUCCCAGGAAACUCUGGAAACAAAUCUGGAUUCUAGGUUCCAUCUAUUUCACUCACAGAAGUAUGGAGAAAGUGAUCUGCUCUUUAAAGAUGCCACUCAGUAUCUUGUUCACACAAGUCACCUGGGCUAUCAGUCAAUUCUUGGAAAGCCCUUCUUUCAGCUGGCAGAAUCUGUGUUUAACUGCACACAUGCAGAUAUAUUUAAAAGGAGAUUGGUCUCCCACAGAAGCACCGAAGAUACAUGUGAGUAAAUACCAGUGUUUGGAGUCCAACUCUUGAACAAGAUAAAGUAUCUGGGAUGAAAAAAUGGACCACAAUAAUUUCAUGCAUCUUCAUGACAAGCAGCACAGAAGGGCUUAAAGAUUAUCUACAUUUGCUACAUCCAGUCAUCUACUGUUGUGUGUAUAUAUGAAAAAACACACUCAUUCAGAAUCGGUGUUACACUGAGGUUUUGGCAGACAAACCCUUAAGGGGAUCUACCAAAACCUGGGAAACCAGACUGCCAGAAUGUGGAAAAACUCACAUUCCUACCAUAUGUA